AGCGGGCCUGAAUGCGGAGGCCCUCCGGUGACUGGUACGGACGGUUCCCGCCCGCGGGUUCCCGUGCACGUUCAGGGGUGACCGGAACCCUGCUGUCGGAAGUCUUUGCAAAAGGGGAGAAUUUGCGGCCGUCUUCUUCACUAGAAAUGGCUCAUGUGCUCUGUAACAGGGCCAGACUGGUUUCCUAUCUCCCUGGGUUCUGUUCUUUAGUGAGAAGAGUUAUCAAUCCAAAAGCCUUUUCAACUGCAGGGUCUUCAGGGUCUGAUGAGUCUCAUGUGGCCACUGCACCCCCGGAUAUAUGCUCCCGAACAGUGUGGCCUGAUGAAACUAUGGGACCAUUUGGACCUCAGGAUCAGAGAUUCCAGCUUCCUGGGAACAUGGGCUUCGACUGUCACCUCAAUGGUACUACUUCACAGAGGAAAAGCUUGAGCCAUAAGACUUUGCCUGAUGUUUUAGCAGAGCCCCUUUCAACAGAAAGACACGAAUUUGUAAUGGCACAGUAUGUGAAUGAGUUUCAGAGCAGCGAUGCACCUGCUGAACAGGAAAUUAACAGUGCGGAAACUUACUUUGAAAAUGCCAGAGUUGAGUGUGUGAUCCAAACAUGUCCAGAACUGCUGCAAAGAGAUUUUGAGUCACUUUUUCCAGAAGUGGCUAAUAACAAACUAAUGAUUCUGACUGUGACACAGAAAACUGAAAAUGACAUGACUGUUUGGAGCGAAGAGGUAGAACUUGAAAGAGAGAUGCUCUUGGAGAAGUUCAUUAAUGGUGCUAAGGAAAUUUGCUAUGCUCUUCGGGCUGAAGGAUAUUGGGCUGACUUCAUUGACCCAUCAUCUGGUUUGGCAUUUUUUGGACCCUAUACAAACAACACACUUUUUGAAACAGAUGAACGUUACCGGCAUUUAGGGUUCUCCGUUGAAGACCUUGGCUGCUGUAAAGUGAUUCGUCACAGUCUCUGGGGCACUCACGUGUUUGUAGGAAGUAUCUUCACCAAUGCCACAGCAGACAGCCAUAUCAUGCAGAAGCUCAGUGGAAACUAGCCAUGCCCUGUGAUUACUGCAACUCUGUCUGUCCGUAAUGGAGUGCUCUGUAUAAACACUGCUGAGGAACUCAGCUUCUAUGGGAUCUGGUUUCUAGGUAUUUAUUUCAUCAUUUAUGGGUUUACAUCGGCAGGUGGCUUAGAGUGCAAUAUUGCAAAUGCUACUCAUAUUCUGGAGUAUGUGUUGAACACACCCACAUUCUGCAGAAUGUGGUCAUCUACAUGUAACCAGGGUAUGUAUGGUCUCUUAUUGUUAAUUCUCCCCUUUAUUGGGAAAACCUUAUUAGUUUAAUUAUUUUUUCCAAAAAUAAAUCACACAUUUGCCUAUGGUA
Molecule: messenger RNA, 1368 nt
Organism: Myodes glareolus (Bank vole)
Lineage: Eukaryota; Metazoa; Chordata; Mammalia; Rodentia; Cricetidae
Source: RefSeq, a predicted model, not a curated record